AAAGAGCCCGACGUAUCGGUAUAGCGUCGAGAUUAGUGUUUGUUUCUUCCAUACCCUCUCUUAUACUAAAAUAAUCGAUAUGGUUUUUGAACUUUCCCUUGCUCCCCAUUAAUGGAUUCUAUGUUUCUUGAUCCUGGAUGAUUAUGCUUCACCAAAUCUUUUCGUGGGAUUUCGGAAUUUUUUAAAUGGUCAGUGCUUUUCACCCAUACGAGUUUCACAUUUUUCUUUCCCUUUAAUGAUCUCAUUUUCGUGUAUACUAGAAAAUGCCAUUGGAAUACUGAUGCAAUGGUGGAAUGGAUUAUCUGGUAAUUUAAAAACGCAAUUGGAAUUUAGUCAUAUAACGGUGGGAGCGAUAUUUUGAUGGGUUUUUGUUAGUUUGUGAUGAUGGUUUGCUUUUUGGGAUGUUGAAAUAAGAAAGGCGCCGAAUUCCUGCUAUGAGCACUUAUUCAGUUGGUUUAGUUAGAAGGAAUACAUACUUUCGAUUGGGUUCGAGGAGGGAAGUAUGGAGCCUCUAUGCGAGUUUUGCGGGGUGGCGAGGGCAUUGGUGUAUUGUAAAUCAGAUUUGGCUUGCCUUUGCUUUCCCUGUGAUGGGUGUGUACAUUCAGCCAAUUCCUUGUCCCGUAGGCACAUGCGUUCUCUUUUAUGUGAAAAGUGCUACUCCCAACCUGCAAUUGUGCGAUGCAUGGAUGAUAAAAUGUGUCUUUGUGAAGGCUGCGACUGGAAUGGCAAUGAGUGUUCAAGGUUGGGGCAUCGGCGUCAGCCAUUGAACUGUUAUACAGGUUGUCCAUCUUUGGCAGAGUUCUCAAGGAUUUGGCCUUCACUCCUUGAUAUGCCUCCUUCGAGUGCUUUUGAUACUGCUUGGGAGUGUGUGAGUGCGCUACCUAUAGAUGAGAAUUGCAUCAGUGACUGUUUGGACCUAAGAGAUAAUGAGGGGCCAUUUGGGUUGGUAGCAAGCAAGCCGAAUGAACUAGAACCUUGCUCUAAGCUUGAUCCUUGGAUGGGGUUGUCAUCUGUGAUUCCACCAAAUGCAAAUUGCAUGCCAUUCUGCAGAGAUCAGACACCUUUCUUCCCUGAAGAAUUGAGUUUGCCAAAGGAUGCUUCCAAUUUCAAGGAUCUUGGAAUUCAUGAUUGUGAUGAUCUUUGUGAAGGUCUCAACAGUGUUGAUGUUCCAUUAACCUUAAAAAAUGGUGAGAUAGUUGGCUGUCCACAAGCUCUUACCGGAUACCAGUUCAAGGAUGGAGGAAUGGAAUGCCUAUCAACGGAGAAAAACUUAUCAGUCACUGAAUCUAAUGGUCCUAUUGAGAGUGCUUUGGAGGCAUCUUCAUCUGGCCAACAAGAUUGUGUGGCCUUUAAAACUUCUCAUGUUGGUGGGUCAAAUAGCAUGAUGCAGACCUUGAAUGGUGGCACAGAUUACUUACCUCUGAAUCAUACGUGUGCUGGGAACAUCAAUCUGGGGUUUCCUACAGGGCAAGUUCAUUCGAGCAUAUCACUGUCAUUAUCCAACAUCACCGGUGAAAGUAGUGCAGCUGAUCAUCAAGAUUGUGGACUAUCACCAGCAUUUCUAACAGUUGAAUCACCUUGGGCAUCAAAAGCAAGGGAUAAAGCUAAGAUGAGAUAUAAUGAAAAAAAGAAAAGUCGAACGUUUGGUAAACAAAUAAGAUAUGCCUCGCGUAAAGCCAGAGCUGAUACUAGAAAGCGCGUGAAAGGAAGAUUUGUGAAAGCAGACAACAGAUACUCAGUUGGAAGAUACAAAAUGACGAAGAAUAAUCAUGUGAAACCUUUAGUCCACUACCUUCUGCGUAGCAUAAUGUAGACCCUCCUCUUGUUUUUGCUUAAUUCGUUUCUGUUAUCUUUGUUGCAUUAUAUAUUUAAGCAGUUUAGAAUCACACUGGUUACAAAUCCUCUUUAAAUAUUUGCCCAAAGUUAAAUACUCCAAUACAGAGAGAGACAUGUGAUCUCACAACAUUUAAUGCUGUCCCUACA
Juglans regia (Persian walnut) is the source of this 1983-nucleotide messenger RNA. RefSeq names its product putative zinc finger protein CONSTANS-LIKE 11. Gene Ontology annotation, molecular function: zinc ion binding; protein binding. The coding region runs from base 503 to 1813 and encodes 436 amino acids. The record is from RefSeq and is a predicted model, not a curated record. The transcript has 5 exons. Lineage: Eukaryota; Viridiplantae; Streptophyta; Magnoliopsida; Fagales; Juglandaceae.